UUUGCUUGUUUUUUUAGGGUUUUUUAUUUUCUCCCUCCUUUAACGGAGGCACUGGGGAUUGAACCCAGGACCCCAUGUGCACAGAGCAUGUGCUCUACACUGAGCUAUAUUCCCCACCUCCCUGCUUGUUUUUUAAAGGGAAACUUUUUCUACUUUAAUAUUUCUUCCUCAGGACCCAGACUCACAAUCCCUCCUACUCAUGUCAGAUACGAGUGCUCUCAGCCAUUUGCUAAGAAGACAGCAUAGCGCUGGUCUGUCUUGAUUACAAGAUUAAGGGGAGCUGGACCAUGCACGUGUCCCAAAGGCUUUCCCUCCAGUACGAGAGAGCUCACAGUUGAGCCCUUGGUUGGGGCCAGCCCGUCCAGGUUUUAGCGUUAAGAAGACAUAAUGUGUAGCUCUGGACUUCUAGAGCAAACUGAAAAUGCCAGCUAGUUCCCACCGCCACACUCCCGGGAGUCAGUGACUGACACCAUCUUCAGAGCUGAGCAGAGACCCUGACGGGGGAACCAGCCUUUGAGAGCCACGGGCCAUGCAUGCAAUGGGGCUUCAACUGAAGCGAUUUGGGAUCUCCCGGCUCCGGUGCAGACAUGGCCAAGUCGAAGAACCACACCGCAUACAACCAGUCCUGAAAACGCCACAGAAAAGGCAUCAAAAAACCCCGAUCACAACGAUAGGAAUCUCUUAAGUGGGUGGACCCCAAGUUCCUGAGGAACAUGAGCUUUGCCAAGAAGCACAACAAGAAGGGCCUGAAGAAGAUGCAGGCCAACAACGCCAAGGCCACGAGCACACGUGCUGAGGCCGUUAAGGCUCUCGGAAAGCCCAAGGAGGUCAAGCCCAAGCUCCUACAGGGCAGCAGCCACAAGCUCAGUCGACUUGCCUGCACUGCUCACCCCAAGCUAGGGAAACGUGCUCGUGCCCGCAUCGCCAAGGGUCUCAGGCUCUGUCGGCCAAAGGCCGAGGACGAGGCUCAGACCAAGGCCACAGCUUCAGCUGCAGCUGCAGCUCAGGCUCAGGCUCCCAAAGGCGCCCAGGCCCCUACAAAAGCUCCAGAGUAGAGGCUUUCAUCUGUUGAUUUGAGGAUAUAAGGACUAGUGUGACCCCUGGGCUGCUGUCUGCAUGGGGCUCAUGUCUACCUGUGCUGUUUGUACAAACAAACCUGAGGCAGGAUCAAAAAAAAAAAAAAAAAAGAAAGAAAGAGAAAGUGUCAACUGCCUGCCAUCUAUUAAAACACUGAAUUUGUAAUUAAAAAUCUUCCUAGGCCCAGAUGGCUUCACUGGUGAAUGCUAACAAGCUUUCAAGAAAAAAAUAACAGGAAAUCUAUAAAAACUCUUUGGAGGAGGAGGAAAGAACCCUUCCUAACUGAUUUUAAGGCCAGCAUUACCCAGAUGUGAUAGCAAUUAAGAAAACUGCAAAUAAAAAUAAUAAAAAUCCCUCGUGAACACUGCUGUAAAACUCUUUAACAAAAUAUUAGCAAAUAGAAUCCCAGUUUUUAACAAAAAACUUAAGUGGUACAAUAUGCCCAAGUAAGGUUUAUCCUUGGAAUUCCAGGUUAAUCUAACAUUCAAAAAUCAAUGUAAUUUGCCUUAUAAAUAAAAUAAGGAAGAAAAACCAUACAAUUAUCUCAAUAGAGGUAGAAAUUGCAUUUGACAAAAUUUAACAUCCGUUUGUGAUAAAAACUCUCAGGAAGCAAGACAGAAAAGAAAUGUUUUUCAACCUGAUAAAGGGCAUCCACAAUAAAAUCUGCAGCUAUUAUAACAUUUAAUGGCAAACAACUGAGUACUUUCUCCUUAAGAUCAGGAAUAGGGCAGGGGCAUCUACUUUCAUCACUUCUAUUCAAUAUUAUACUGGAGAUCCUAGUCAAUGUGAAAAAUAAUAUUUAAAAGUAACAAACAAAACCUUCUUUGAAAAUGACAUGAUUAUGUACAAAUCAGAUCCUAAGAAAUCUACAAAAAACAAAAAAGCUGCUAGAACUAAUAAUGAAUUUAGCAGGAUAUAAAGUCGAUAUACAAAAAUAAAUUGUAUACAAAGCAUAAAAUAAGAGCAAUUUUGAGCAGUAACAAAUAGAGAGGGAGUUGAAGAGCUAUAAAAAUAAACCAUAUCUUGUAUGUAUACUCAGAUACUAUGAGUCAGAUUAGUGUGGUGUUUGUCAUUUAUUUAAUAAUCAUGCUUACUCAGUUUACUUUAUUGAAAUGAACAACUUAAUAAACAGCUGUCAAGUUAUAAAAAGACAAGGUUUUUCUUGAUUAGGUACCAGAUUUAGACCUAGCAAUGGAACACUUUGCAAAUAAAGCCACAAUAACCAAUUAGGGAAUUCUUGGGAAAAGUAUGUAUAAUCUGGGGGCUGGCAGUGUGCAACUUCCUGAAAAACAUCCAAAAUGCAGAAGAUAACAAAAAUCUGGUUAAUUAUUCCUGAUUUGAUAGUGCUACUCUUCUCACUUAGAGAAGUUUUGGAACAGAUCACAAAGUUCCAAAAUUAGGUCUAGCUCAGAUUUACAGAUUUAAAACACUGAUAGGAUUUCCUUAAGAUGUCAAAAAUCAAAUAGUUAAAUAGCUUAUUUAAUGUCCAAGUAAAAUUCACAUUAUGCUGGUAUUUACUGUAACAAUGUGAUUAUUUGCAU
This is a messenger RNA of Camelus dromedarius (Arabian camel), 2618 nucleotides long. Its product is annotated as large ribosomal subunit protein eL29-like. NCBI's taxonomy places the organism in Eukaryota, Metazoa, Chordata, Mammalia, Artiodactyla, Camelidae. The transcript has 3 exons. Gene Ontology annotation, molecular function: structural constituent of ribosome. Gene Ontology annotation, cellular component: cytosolic large ribosomal subunit; ribosome. The coding region runs from base 714 to 1055 and encodes 113 amino acids. The record is from RefSeq and is a predicted model, not a curated record. Gene Ontology annotation, biological process: cytoplasmic translation.